Molecule: messenger RNA, 2198 nt
Organism: Arachis duranensis
Lineage: Eukaryota; Viridiplantae; Streptophyta; Magnoliopsida; Fabales; Fabaceae
Product: inactive TPR repeat-containing thioredoxin TTL3
Exons: 7
Coding region: 35-1882 (615 amino acids)
Cellular component (GO): cytoplasm
Molecular function (GO): protein binding
Source: RefSeq, a predicted model, not a curated record
CACCGGUUUAGAUUCUGUGUGUUGCGACCGCACCAUGAACAAGCCUGAUUCCACCAACCUCGAUCUACGACCUUCCCCUCUCAAACUCACCACCACCUCCGCCGCCCGAACCAAGAAUCCACCCCGUGCCCCUACUAACCCAGCCAACUUCUCCGGCGACCUCGCCGGAGCACACGACGCCGUCCGAUCCGUCCCGGCGCCCCCGAGGAGCUCCAAACCAGGUCACCGGAGAACUGUUUCCGCCGGAGCUCCGCUAAUCUACUCCGGAGGAAGCUCAAACACCAGCCCGAACCUUUCUCCCGGCGGGAACAUCUUCCCUGCCGGAAAAUCUCCCAAACCAGUUGCUCUACCCACUCGCGGGCCGAGCCGGCCAGAUGUUCUCGGCUCCGGCGCCGUGAACUAUGGCCGCGGCAGCAUCGUGCGAGGUGGUGGGGGCGCCAAGCAUGGGAACAGCACCAACGGUUUUUGUGAUGCUGAAGAAUUGAAGAGGUUAGGGAAUGAGUUUUAUAGGAAUGGGAACUUCGUGGAUGCUCUGGCAAUGUAUGAUCGUGCUGUUGCGGUGUCACCGGGCAAUGCGGCGUGCCGGAGUAACCGUGCCGCGGCGCUUACAGCGUUGGGGAGGCUGGGAGAGGCCGCAAAGGAGUGUGACGAGGCUGUGAGUUUGGACCCUGGUUAUGCCAGGGCGCAUAAGAGGCUUGCUUCUCUAUAUUUGCGCUUUGGGCAGGUAGAAAACUCACAGCUUCACCUCUCUCUAUCUGGGCUAAAAAUGGAUGAAUAUGAAGAGCAAACACUGAUGUUCUUAGAGAAGCAUCUAAACCGAUGUGAAGAUGCACGAAAGGUUGGUGAUUGGAAGGGCGUACUUAGGGAAUCAGAGGCGGCCAUUGCGGUUGGAGCAGACUUCUCACCUCAGCUUGUUGCUUGUAAAGCAGAAGCUUAUUUGAAGCUUCAUCUGUUUGAGGAUGCGGAAUCCACACUUUCAAACAUUCCCAAGGUGGAAGGUUGUCCCCUGGCCUACUCUCAAAUCAAGUUUUUUGGCAUGCUUGGUGAAGCCUACGUGCCUUUUGUCUCUGCACAGGUUCAGAUGGCCUUGGGAAGGUUUGAGACUGCUGUUGCUGCAGCAGAAAAGGCUAGCCUGUUAGAUCACCAUAAUGUUGAAGUUGCCAGGAUUGUUAAUACUGUAAAAAUGGUAGCAAGAGCUCGAUCAAGGGGCAAUGAUCUUUUCAGCUCUGGCAAGUUCUCUCAAGCGUGUUCUGCUUAUGGCGAAGGCCUCAAAUAUGACUGUUUCAACUAUGUUCUAUAUUGCAAUAGAGCUAUUUGUUGGUCUAAACUUGGACUAUGGGAACAAUCUGUUCAAGAUUGCAACCAAGCUCUUCUCAUUCAACCAAAUUACACCAAGGCACUUUUCCGCAGAGCCGCAUCAAAUGCAAAGCUUGAAAGAUGGGCGGAAGUUGUUAAAGAUUAUGAGACUUUAAGGUGUGAACUCCCCGAAGACAGUGAAGUUGCUGAAUUUCUUCGCCAGGCUAAACUAGCAUUGGAAAAAUCUCGUGAAGCGGUAUAUGCAGUUGAAGUCGAAGAAAUCUUGGCACUAGAUAAAUUCAAGGCAGCUAUUGCUUCUGCUGGUGUUUCGGUAGUUCAUUUCAAAGUGGCAUCAAAUGAACUAUGUGAAGAAAUAUCUCCAUUCGUAAAUACAUUGUGCGUUAGAUAUCCAUCUGUCAAGUUUAUUAGGGUGGAUGUUGAAGAGUGUCUAUCAAUAGCAAAAGCUGAAAACAUUAGAAUUGUUCCAACUUUCAAAAUAUAUAAAAAUGGGGUGAAGGUGAAGGAAAUGAUCCGGCCAAUCCACCAGUUGUUAGAGGACUCAGUAAGGAAAAAUAGUAGUCUCUAACAUUUUUAGGAUUCAUGUUCAUUAUUUUGCGUUUUUCACAACAUGGAAUUGAAGAAGGUGCUCUAAGAUUACACCAACAAUAGUCCAAAUUUAGGAAGUUCAACUCUCUCUGAUGCAUACAAGUGGAUAACAUUUUUUUUUCAACAUUGCUUUGGUAAACUAAAAAGGCAUAAAAAUUCACAGCACCUUAGGCAGGCAAACCUCAGAGAUCAAUGUUAGUUAACAUCUUGAAAUCAUGUAUGUAUAUCUUUUUCCUUCUCUCAACUAAUUUGGUUCUUAUUUUCUUUCUCCAAUGUAUUAAAUCCAAAGGCGAUGG